Daucus carota subsp. sativus is the source of this 3163-nucleotide messenger RNA. RefSeq lists its product as uncharacterized. The transcript has a single exon. The record is from RefSeq and is a predicted model, not a curated record. Lineage: Eukaryota; Viridiplantae; Streptophyta; Magnoliopsida; Apiales; Apiaceae. Bases 1 to 2748 code for a protein of 915 amino acids.
AUGCAUUCUAAACUUUCACAGCGAGAGCAACCGUAUCAUCUGCGAAGCAAGAAUUACACAUUGAGAGGAUCAUGUGCACUCCAGGGUGAGAUCCCAAAGUUCUCCGAUUCUUCAGUCACCAAAUUAAAGAAUCAGCAACCAACACAGCAGGAUCUGUCGAACAGCAAGCAAACAUUUGAGAUAUGUCCUUUUUGUACUGUGAAAUUCCAGUAUACGAAAGAUACUUCUGAUGGAGGUCGCCGUUGUCCCAGUUGUUCAAAACGAAUUGUUGUUAAUAAUUCAAGUUCCCGGAGUGCCGUGCCACAAGCUAGCAAAGACAAGUCUAUUGCUCCAGCUGGAAAUUUACGUUCUACUCGAGGACAACCUUCUUUAUGUCAACAGAAAAGAGUACCAAAAUAUGAGGCUAUAAAUCUAGGAGCUCGAAAGGCAAAAGGUAUUGAUGUUGAUGAUGCGAUCUUAAAGACCAGAGGGAAAGAAUAUCAACGUGUAAGCACUGAAGACAAUGUACCUACCAGUACCACUGUUAACCCUAGGGAAAUAGGGAAUUUGAGAAGCACAAAAAGAAGAAGAGAGGUCCCUUCCGGUUCUAGUUCUGUUGGAAGAUUUGAUACUAGAAGUGGUUCUAGUGGUCCUGAUCCCGAAAAAAUUGCUGACAAUGUUUUUGUUAGGAUGAUGUCUGACCUUUAUAAUGUCCAUAUCUCCGAAGAAGAUGGCUACAUGAGUUCCAACAGGGAGUCCAAAAAGAGCAGAUUAUGCUCUAAUCCUUUGGAAGAUCAGAAUCAACACACCGUAGACAAUGCGGAAGUUGAAUUAUGUAAUUCAGCUGUCAAUCAGGAAAGUCUAGACAAUUUGGUAGCUAAAUUAUGUAAUUCAGCUGGCAUACCGCCCUCUGCUGAUCUGUGUAAGGGGGCAUCCAAAGAAAAAUCCAAUACAAAUUUAGAUUGCCCGCCGGAGGUAGAUUAUUACGUAUCAGCUGAACCACAAUGUGGUAAUUUUGCAAAAGAAAGGGAAGAAAAGAAUUUUUCAGUUGAUCAGAUAUGGGCUUGUUAUGAUUGUGUUGAUGCCAUGCCAAGAUUCUAUGCAAAGAUCAGAAAGGUACAAUCACCAGAGGAGAUUCAAAUUACUUGGUUGGAGCCUCAACCAGAAGGCCAUAGUGAGAUUGAUUGGGUGAACACAGGCUUACCUGUGGCCUGUGGAAAAUUUUCAUGCUCCAGUUCUGAGGAUACUCUAAGCCAUCUUUGUUUCUCCCACCAGAUUCGUGCUAAGAAUUUGAAUGCUAGUAAUUAUGUUAUAUAUCCGAGAAAAGGGGAGACCUGGGCCUUAUUCAAGGAUUGGGACAUUACUUGGAAGUCUGACCCCAAGAAUCAUGACCAAUUCCACUUUGAAAUCGUUGAGGUUGUCUCGGAUUUCAACAUUAGUACUGGUGUAAAGAUUGCGCACUUGGAAAAAGUGGAAGGAUUUGUAAGUUUGUUCCGAACAAAAGCGCUGGUAGGGAGUCCCUACUUGAGGUUACUAUCUUGUGAAUUGCUUAAAUUUUCCCAUCAAAUCCCCUCAUUUAGAAUUAAAGAAUCUGAAACAGAUGGUGUACCAAAAGGAUGUAUUGUACUUGAUCCUGCUUCUCUACCUGACUCUCUCACUGUACUGUAUACAGAGAUCGGGAGCAGAGAUGCAAUUAAAAGAUCUGGGAAAAGACAAGUAAAUUCUACAACAAAAUCUGCUAUACUAAAGCCUGCAACGAAGGUUGUAGAUAAUAAAAUGCAGAAAUCCUGGAGAACUGGUUUGGUUACAAAAUGUAGUCCUGGAUCAACUCAGAAAGAAAGCUCAAAGCAGUUAAGUGGUUUUCAGGACCCGGGAUCUGCUGAUUUUGUCACACCUAGAAGGCAUGGUUCGUUAGAUGCUACUCCUUCGAAUAUGCCGACGUCAAAACCCCGUUUGGUUGCCGAUUUUGGUACCUGUUCAGCUCAGAAGAAAAAUUCAGAGUUCUUAGAUGGUUUCAAGAACCAAAAAUUUAAUGAUUUCCAUCCAUCUAAAAAGCAUGAUUCAUCAGAGAAUAUUACUUCGAAUAUAUCAGGAAGUCUAGUCAUUUCUCCUCAUCUUUCUACUGAUGCUUUAGCUUCAGAAGUCUUUCACGACUUUAACGAGGAUAAGGCUAUUACGAAGUUUAAGCCAGGUCAGUUAUGGGCUCUCUAUGCUCAAAAGGACGACAACUCCAAAAAUUAUGUUCGGAUUAUGAAUGUGGAAUCUGCAUUAACGUUAGUGUAUGCAGCGUUGCUCGAAUCAACACAUCCACCACCUUCUAGAUGUGGAAUGUUUAGAGUCUGUAAAGGAGAACCUGAAAUCUUUUUUCCGAUUUCCUUUUCACAUAAAGUGAAAGCAAAACAAUUUGGUGAUGACAAAUAUGCAAUAUGUCCCUGGAAAGGAGAGAUUUGGGCAAUGCACAAGUCCUGGAAUGACAAAGAUUUGGGUUUUGUCAUGCAGAGUUCUGAAUACGACGUGGUGGAAGUUCUGAAAUGUAACAAGGACAACAUUGAAGUUUCGAGUUUGAUCCCUCAGGUUGGGUUCAAGUCGGUUUUCAUGGCUCCUAGCAAACUACCAUGCAAUACAGAAACUCGGAAGAUACUCUGGACUGAGAUAUCACUAUUCUCUCAUCGGGUUCCUGCUUUUCAGCUCAACGGCGAACAUAGCGGGCUACUUACAGGUUGUUUCCAGCUUGAUCCCGUGGCAUUUCCAGUUAAUACGUUUAACUGAAUUUCCAGUUUAAUGCAAGUUUCUGCCUAGUGUUUUGUGUUCGAUUCAGCAAAGGUACGUGGUUACGAGUUCAUAUUUUCGGGGGUUCUGCAAGGCACUUUGUACAAAAAUCUGUUUGCAUGUUUUAUGAGCUUGUAUAAUAGCAUCAUGCAUGUUGGGUUUUUGUUGUGAACUUUUGUAUCAAGUGAGCAGUCUGUGAUUGCCUUUCUUUUUAUGUUUUGAUUCCGAACUCAUUUCAGGUGAAUCUCAGUGGUUUUUCGAUGUGAGUAUCAUCAUCGUGCUUUUAGUCCGUCCAUGCAAAUGCAGAACAUAUUAUGUUAAAUUUACAAGAGAUGAUAAAUAUCUGUCGAUAUAAUCUUUUGGGUUGAUGUUUGGGGAACUUGAAUUGUGUUUAAGGUUCAUCAAAUUACAAUUU